This is a messenger RNA of Anoplophora glabripennis (Asian longhorned beetle), 1406 nucleotides long. RefSeq names its product heparan sulfate glucosamine 3-O-sulfotransferase 1 (gene Hs3st-A). Gene Ontology annotation, molecular function: [heparan sulfate]-glucosamine 3-sulfotransferase activity. Bases 123 to 1217 code for a protein of 364 amino acids. The record is from RefSeq and is a predicted model, not a curated record. NCBI's taxonomy places the organism in Eukaryota, Metazoa, Arthropoda, Insecta, Coleoptera, Cerambycidae. The transcript is spliced from 4 exons.
UUCACAUAAGUUAAAUAUUUCGUCAAAUGCCGUUAUACAUAUACGCCGGAAUAUUAACAAUGUUUUUAAUUCUAGAAAGAAAAAUAUAAUCAAAUGGAGGUAGAUGCCAGUUAUAACAUAGGAUGAGCCCGGUUAAGGUAGAGUCACGGAGAGGAUGCGUCCGUCCACCGCAUUUCGAUAUUCUAUGGUUGCCAAGGGCAGCGAUGAGGUCGGUGGAAGGCGACCCGUCAGACUGUGUCCUGGUGGUUGGAGUAUCUCGGCCAAGGAUGGCGCUGGCUAUUAUGACUGUCAUGCUUGUUUCACUUUUCCUAACUUUCCAUAUGAUCUACGACAGCGCCCUUAACACUCUCCAACCAAAUAGCCUCGACCAUACCAGACCACCGAUACUCCUUCUCUCUAGAAAACUCUACCCAACAGCAGCCAGAAGGCUACCACAGGCAAUAAUUAUGGGAGUUAGAAAGUGUGGUACUAGGGCACUACUCGAAAUGUUAUACCUUCAUCCAAUGGUGCAAAAAGCUGCUGGAGAAGUCCACUUCUUUGAUAGAGACGAGAAUUAUAACAAAGGCUUAGAAUGGUAUAGGAUGCAAAUGCCUCAUUCUUAUCCGGGGCAAAUUACAAUUGAAAAAAGUCCUAGUUAUUUUGUAACACCUGAGGUGCCCGAAAGGAUCCGUGCCAUGAAUGCUAGCGCAAAACUUUUGUUAAUAGUGCGGGAGCCGGUAACAAGGGCGAUAUCGGAUUUCACUCAGUUGAGAGCCAACGCAGCCACGGCGUCGCCGGCCCUACCCACGCCACCACCUAAAUCUUUCGAACAACUCGCCCUGUUCCCAAACGGCUCCAUCAAUGAAGCUUACAGACCUCUGGCUAUAUCCUUAUAUCACAACUAUCUGCACAGGUGGCUCGAGGUGUUCCCCAGAGAGCAGAUGCUCAUAGUCAACGGUGAUCUUCUUAUUGAAGAUCCAGUCUCACAGUUGCAAAAAAUCGAACGGUUCUUGGGUCUAGAGCCCAGGAUAGGCACGCACAACUUUUAUUUUAAUGAAACUAAAGGAUUCUAUUGCUUGAGAAACGAGACCUUUGAUAGAUGUUUGCGAGAAACUAAAGGAAGGAAACAUCCGAGAGUGGAUCCCGAAGUGGUUUCCAAGCUGAGGAGGUACUUCAGCGAACAUAAUCAGAAGUUCUAUGAACUCGUCGGAGAAGAUCUCAGUUGGCCGGAAGAGUAAUGGUAUUUUAAGUUUAGGUUAGUUCAAUUAAUUACUAAUUAUUUAUGAGCCGGGUCUUGGUUACAAGCUUUAGCACAGUAUGUUUCCACCGCCAAUUUAAAUAUAUAUGACAUUUUACAUUUGCAUUAUGUUCCAGCGAAAACUUGAUCUAUACUGAUAUAUAAGGGUAUAGGGCAUUUGAUUUUUAAU